AUGGCGGACGCUGUAGUCAAAUCGGCAGCGUCUAGCAUUGCGCCUACCUCCACGGACGUCAUGAUUGCUGCUGGAGCAGCUGAGGUCGAAUCGCACCGCGUCGGCUGUGCCACGACGGGCGAGCUGUCGCCAGAGGACUUUGAAAUCGCGGCGGCUGAGUUUGCUGCGUGGUGGGCGGCGCGCGUUGGCGAUGUUCGCAGCGCCUGCAGCGACGGCGGAGCAGGGCCGCCGCCCUCAUGCGAACAGCGGGCGGCAGCGGCGAAAGGCAGCGGCGACCAGCAGCAGCAGCAACAGCAGCAGCAACAGCAACAGCAGCAGCGGCAGCGGCCCGAGGAUCGCAGUCAGGCGGAGGACUUCUCAUGGUUUUGGGUGGUGGAGCGCCAGCCUGUGACAGGGGAAGAGGUGGGAUACCUGGCUGCAGAGGCGCCGCUGCCCUGGCAGACUCCACAAGACACGCACGACACGCGCGACACGCACGACACACAGGAUGGGCGACCCGCGGCCGCCGCGCCGCGAGGCGCCUCGGCCGCCACCGAGGCCAGCGGCGACGGCGGCGGGGCCGAGGUGGAUGAGGAAGAUGCCCUGAGUCUAGACGACGACGAGGCCGCGAUUUCGGGGGUCGCUGGGCCAGCCGCAGAGGCAGCCGGCGGCGCGCCCAGCAGCCGGACCCCGCGCGCCGGCGGCGGCGCGGCGCGCGUGUUGGACCUGCACAUUGCAUACCAGCCCUCCUACCGCGUGCCGCUGCUGCUGUUCCGCGCGCGGCACGUCGGCGGACACGGCGGCGCGGGAGCAGGGGGCGCGGCGGCCCAUGGGGAGCUGCUGGAAUUGCUGGCAGAGCCUUUGGGGCGCCACGCGGACGCGUCCGUGCCCGGCUGGGCGUACGUCGCGCAGAUGCCGCACCCAGCGCUGCGGGAGCCGUGGGCGGCGCUGCACCCCUGCCAGACGGCGGCGCUGAUGCGGCUCAUGCUGUCUCCUGGCGGCGGCGGUGGCGGCGGCGGUGCCGGCGGCUGCUCGCAUGGAGCGGCGGGGGCCGGAACAGGGAUGCCGCGGUGCAAGCGGCGCGCGCUGCUGCUGCGCUAUAUGAUUGCAUGGUUCAGUGUGUUUGGUCGCGCCGUCGGUGUGCGACCGCCAGGCCCUGCCGGCUGA
Monoraphidium neglectum is the source of this 1146-nucleotide messenger RNA. RefSeq lists its product as hypothetical. The transcript has a single exon. The record is from RefSeq and is a predicted model, not a curated record. Gene Ontology annotation, molecular function: Atg12 transferase activity. Gene Ontology annotation, biological process: protein modification by small protein conjugation; protein lipidation; macroautophagy. Bases 1 to 1146 code for a protein of 381 amino acids. Gene Ontology annotation, cellular component: intracellular anatomical structure. NCBI's taxonomy places the organism in Eukaryota, Viridiplantae, Chlorophyta, Chlorophyceae, Sphaeropleales, Selenastraceae.